AUGCCAGUCUCUAAUCCAGUCUUUUAUGCCACGGUCAUCACAUUGCGAUGGGCCUUUGUACUAGGAUGUGCCCCGACACAUGGUGGAAAUUCUGAGGGAGCAUGUUGCAUGUUCCCAUUCUCGUAUAAUGGAGAGCAGUAUAACAGUUGUACAGAUAUGGACAGCAACAAGUUGUGGUGUGCUACUACGCGAGAUUAUGACGCCGACCAAAAAUGGGGUCACUGCCAAAGUUGCCAUCACACAUACGGCGGGAACGGAAAUGGAGCUUGUUGCCAGUUCCCUUUUGUUUAUAACGAUAUGAUCUAUCAUCACUGCAUUCGAGGAGACCAAGCUAAACCAUGGUGCGGCACAACGUACAAUUUCGACAGAGACGGCAAAUGGGGUUACUGUAAAGUAAAAGGUGAGAUUCUGUUAGCAUUUGGCCUUCGGUCUCCCUUUGCUGACCCUUAUGUCAACCACAAUACACUCCUGACGGAACUGUUUCACUUAUACAAGACUGAAAGCACAUACACUGAUUGUAUAUUUUUGUUCGCAACGGAUUGCAUCGGGGCAAUUAUUUCCGAGGUUGCUCGUGUGCCAAUGGUUACAAAGGAUACCUCACUUUCUCUUUCUGAGGACUGCGAUCUGAGUUGCUCGACUCCUCUAAGAGUAAGUUCUCGCUGCAAUUUGAAAGCCUCAGAUUUAGACAAAUUCACUUCUUCGUUUUCUGCUUGCUUACUCUACAAUGCAUGUCAGUUAAAACUGCGUGCACGCUAUUUAUCCACAGUUGCCAAGCCAAGGCCAACGGAAAGUAUCAACUUUCACGUCAAUGUACCGUGUCCGGGUAAUUGUCAAUCAAAGUGUGACGAAUCUUGUCCAGCCCAUUGUUGUUCCUCCACGAGCUCCUGCCCAUCGUACUGCGCGCAUUCCUGCAAACCAGCCUGCCCUGAUGAGUGCUGCCUCUUUCCUUUACCGGUAAUUCAAAAUCCUGCACCUGCUCCUGCUCCUGUUCCUGCUCCUGCACCUGCGCCUGCGCCUGCACCUGUACCUGCCCCUCCUCCUCCUCCCCCUCCUCCACCCCCACCCCCUGUACCUCCAGCGCCACCGCUGCAACUGCAAGCCCCUUCACCUCCUUCAAUUUUCAUUUCUGCUCCUUAUCCUCCACCACCACAACCUUAUGUACUACCAGCACCAUCCCAGACAUACCCAGUGGCUUUAGGACCGCCGGCUACCUGUCCAUCACUUUGCAACACUGUAUGUAUGGGCUCCUGUCCUGUGGCAUGCUGCACAAGAUUCGCCCCUCUAUCAGCCACACGAGUCUAUGUUCCACCACUUCCACCCCACCCACAGCCAUACUACGUUCAGCCGCCACCUCCACCUUAUUUUCAGCCUCAGCAACAACCAUGGCCAACUGCAUGCCCAACAAUGUGCAGGUCAAAAUGCGUCAGCACCUGCCCCAUACAUUGCUGUCAAAGAUCAGUGCUAGACAACCUUAGACGCUUAGCAAAUUCUCGUGAGCAACACAAAAAUGUUGCAAAGUCGCUAACACCUUCCACACCAGGGUCAACUCCACAAGAUCGUCUUCAUCAAUCAGCGGACCAAAGAGAAUCAACCAGUGCCCCCCAGCCUCCUCCUAUCUCUCUAUCGCCUUUGUUAUCUUCCUCAAUCAAGUGUCCGGACAUUUGUUCACGGCAUUGCACCAGGGUAUGUUCACGUGAAUGCUGCGCGGAAAAAGCCAAAGAUUUAACCUCAACCAGUGCGGAUGAUAAAGGCCACGUAAGACGCAGUAAAAUUCUUCAUAAGAGAAAACCAACGAAGAGACUUGUGGCUAACAAACGUAAAUUGUAAGAAAAUAAUUGAGAGUACAGCAAGUUAACAGGUUUUGAGCGAGGAAUGGAUAUCUUCUCUUAUUUACAAGUGACAAUAGAUGCGACAUCAUUUCCUUUGCUUUAAAACAUAUAAAGACAUUUAUAUCACAUAUGAUUAGGAUAUAUUUCUAAUCUCAAUUGUUGGGCGGCCACGAAGACAGAGUCAAAUGUUGCUUCCUGACAAAAAUCUUAUGUAGCAAAACAUGACAGGUUACAAAAAUUUGAAAAAUAUUAGCAUGUAUCAUAGUUUUAAAGUAUUUUACUACAUCUCUCUCUGGAGUAUGGCUAUUCAUUCAUACUUCAACUUCAGUAAAACUCAGACUUAAUUGUUUUGAGCAUGUUAUAAGGGUUUUUACAAGAAAAAUAAAAGAAACGAAUGCAGUAACUGUCAAGUUUCUAAGCAAAUAACUAGGUUUUUCCUUAAGGGAGAGUGGGAAGGGAGCUAAUACAAUUUCCCAAACAUAUUUUGCGGCUGGCUUCAAAUCAAACAUAUCAUAAUGGUGAAAAGGGCCUCAUUAGGAAAAUUUUCGGAGGCUAAAUGCUAACACAAAAUACCUGCAUUUCUUAGCAACCUAAAAGAAUGCCCAGAUAGGAACUGCCCAGAGGCACUCAUUCUGUUUAGGAAUAAUCUGCCUCUCAAGGAAAAAACAGGGUUUUAAGGAAAGAAAUAACGUAGUAACAGGAAAGUUAUCUUCCAUAUCUGAACAAGAAAUAGCUUAGGCCAUAAGAAUUUAAUGAUGGAAUCCUGGGAAGAAGUUGCAGAAUUUUAAAAUCUAAUUGACCUUUGGCCCCUGAGAGUGACUAGCACCUAAUUUCUCCUUACAAUAUCACCCCUAGAUCGCACAUUAAGAUCACAAGGAUAAAGAAAAUCAUCACAAAUUGGAGAAUUUCUUGGGUGGUCGGAAAUGUAUAGAGAACAGAAAGGAGAAUAUUAAUACUGAUGUUAAGGUGUACUGGAUAUAUAUCCCACAGAGCCGGCAGAGUUACCUCAGUACUCAACAUUAGUCAAGAAUGAAAAAAAAACUAUGUAGUUCGAAUGUUUAGCAGAAUAGUAUUUGAAAUUGUUUGUAUAUUAUCUCUAUUCGUGUACAUGUAAUUUCAGGUCUGCAAAA
Messenger RNA from Pocillopora verrucosa, 2959 nucleotides. The record is from RefSeq and is a predicted model, not a curated record. NCBI's taxonomy places the organism in Eukaryota, Metazoa, Cnidaria, Anthozoa, Scleractinia, Pocilloporidae.